AUGAAGCAUUUACUACCAGAGGGUUCAAAACUUGGAGUACUAGUACUACUUCUUUUAGAAAACAUCAGAAAACAAAAUCACAUUUCUAUAGUACUGAAUCAUUAUCAAAUGUCCAUAAAAAAAUCUAUUGAUGUUGUUUUAGAUGAAGCUAAAGAGCUAGUUCUGAGUAAAAGAGAAAGUGGUAGGUUGAAUAAUAGAAGUAUAAUGCAAAGGUUAAUUGAUAUAACUAUACUUUUAGCUAAAACUGAAAAGCCAUUCAGAGGGCACAAUGAAAAUCUAAAGAGUGAUAUUAGAGGAAUGUUUUUGGAGCUUGCCUGGCUGUUUAAAAAGUAUGAUACGACAUUAAAAAAACAUUUGGAUGAAGCCCCCAAAAAUGCAACUUAUAUUAGUAAUUUAAUUCAAAACGAUUUGAUUUUAUCUAUUCAUUCUGUUCAUAAAAGAAAACUUGUAUCUUCUCUAAAAAACAAAAAAAUAUCAAUCAUGGCUGAUGAAACUAGUGACUGUGGCCAUCACGAACAGAUGUCAGUUAUUGUAAGAUAUUACGAUGAUAUAAUCAAUUCACCAGUUGAGUAUUUUGUUUGCAUGAUGCAACUAACAGCAGUAGAUUCACAGUCUAUUUUUGAUUCUCUAAGUUCCAUUAUAGAGAAACAAUUGGGUCUCAGCUGGUUGGAUGUAGUUGCUGUGUGUUUUGAUGGAGCCGCUACUAUGGCAGAAUCUAACGGUGUCCAAUUAAAAUGCAAAGAAAUAAAUUCUAAAAUAUUCUAUGUUCAUUGUCAUGCACAUUGCCUAAACUUAGUAUUGAUAGAUUCUAUUGGCCGAAAGAAUCGAUUAGUUUUUGAUUUCUUUGGUACAAUACAAUUUUUGUACUCAUUUAUAGAGGGUAGUUGUAUUCGACACGCUAAAUUAGAAAAAGUAGCCACAGAAAUAAACUUAACUCUUAAAACUCUAAAAUCUAUUUCUACAACACGAUAG
Molecule: messenger RNA, 972 nt
Organism: Myzus persicae (green peach aphid)
Lineage: Eukaryota; Metazoa; Arthropoda; Insecta; Hemiptera; Aphididae
Product: zinc finger MYM-type protein 1-like
Exons: 1
Coding region: 1-972 (323 amino acids)
Source: RefSeq, a predicted model, not a curated record